GCUGGAGACUAGUGGUGAAAAAAUAGCUUCCGCAGUUCCGUCAGCUGGCGAGGUUAAAUGUUUUGUAAGUGUACACUACAGUCUGUGACUGGCAUGUUGAAGGUUUGUUUCUGUUGUCUUCCGCAAGAGUAACGAGGGAACUACGCUAGCGCCGCUCCUCUGGUCCUUUGAUAACAGGCGCAACAUGAGUCUGAACGAGCAUUCACUGCAAGCCCUGUCCUGGAGAAAGCUGUACCUGAGUCGAGCUAAACUCAAGGCUUCUAGCCGGACAUCAGCCCUGCUUUCUGGAUUUGCUAUGGUGGCCAUGGUAGAAGUGCAGCUGGACAACAGCUAUCCUUACCCACCGGCUCUCCUUAUUGCCUUCAGUGCUUGCACCACUGUGCUUGUGGCUGUUCAUCUGUUCGCUCUGAUGGUCAGUACCUGCAUUUUGCCCAAUAUAGAGGCUGUCAGCAAUGUCCACAACCUCAACUCUGUGAAGGAGUCUCCACAUGAGCGAAUGCACCGACACAUUGAACUGGCUUGGGCUUUUUCUACAGUCAUUGGUACUUUGCUCUUCCUAGCCGAGGUAGUUCUGCUCUGCUGGGUCAAAUUUUUGCCUAUAAAGCCCAACAAGUCCAGCAAUAAUACAGUUUCAGCUGGUGUGGCUGCUGCUAUUACUUCCACCUCUAUUAUGGUCCCCUUUGGUUUAGUCUUCAUAGUCUUUGCUGUGCACUUCUAUCGCUCCUUGGUCAGCCACAAGACUGACAGACAGUUUCAGGAGCUGGAGGAGCUUUCCAAUCUCACUCGACUACAGAAUGAGCUGGACAACAGAGGGGAAUCUUCCAUCUUGCAGUCUCCAAGCUCGCAUUUCCCAUAGAGAAGUAUGGCGAAUACACAUUUAUGGUGGAACUUUGAGUCCUUGGGAUUUCUCCAGACCAGAAGCUACAUUAUUGGCUUCUUUUUUCUCUCGCUCUUUUUUUUUUUUUUUUACAAGAAUGAUGUCACCUCUUUGUUGUGAAAUUUACUUUUGUGGAAGGAAUUUGUAUUUUUUCAAAAACAUGUCUGAUCAACUGUGAACUCACAGACCUGCCAUAGUGCAUGUAACUUGAAAUUGGAAAGUCUUAACUGUGCUAGUUGCUUGAUUUACCUCUUACAUUAUGGUAGAGACAUCUGAACGAUAACUUGGAAUCCUGUCUCAUGCCUGCUGCACUGAGUUAGUCAUCUGUCAGUGAACACUGGUAAUAUAUAUGGUAAUAUAUAUUACAUUGUUGCUUUGUAAACCACAAGUAUUUAACCCUCCUUAUUCACUGUGUACAUGAUUUUGUGUAAUGUCCACCAUUUGCAAUUGUAAUGCCUGCUGUUUGCAUAGACUGACUCAACAGCUGCCAAACUACAGUAUUAUUAGAACAUAUUAUCUGGCAUCUGUAGCA
Chelmon rostratus (copperband butterflyfish) is the source of this 1409-nucleotide messenger RNA. RefSeq names its product ORAI calcium release-activated calcium modulator 1b (gene orai1b). Bases 185 to 856 code for a protein of 223 amino acids. The record is from RefSeq and is a predicted model, not a curated record. Gene Ontology annotation, molecular function: store-operated calcium channel activity. Gene Ontology annotation, biological process: store-operated calcium entry. Gene Ontology annotation, cellular component: membrane. NCBI's taxonomy places the organism in Eukaryota, Metazoa, Chordata, Actinopteri, Chaetodontiformes, Chaetodontidae. The transcript has 2 exons.